This is a messenger RNA of Mercenaria mercenaria, 3173 nucleotides long. RefSeq lists its product as uncharacterized. The transcript has a single exon. Lineage: Eukaryota; Metazoa; Mollusca; Bivalvia; Venerida; Veneridae. The record is from RefSeq and is a predicted model, not a curated record. Gene Ontology annotation, molecular function: zinc ion binding. Bases 86 to 1876 code for a protein of 596 amino acids.
ACCCUAUACAGUAGCAAAACAAUUCUCAUGAAAAAAAAACGAAAUGGAUUUUACCUAAAUAAAUCAAACUUAACAUUAGAAAAGAAUGGCAAAGUCAAGGAAUGAUGGAUAUUCUAGAUGGGAUACUGCAUCUGAAACUGCAUCUGAAACUGAGGAAGAUCACAUAUAUUCUUGUACAUUUUGCCUGCUACAUAGAAAAAAAUUGCCAGCAGAAGGAUUUUGUGUUGACUGUGAUGAAUAUUUGUGUGCCAUUUGUUACAAAUAUCAUUUGCGUCCCCGUCCAACAAGGAAUCAUACCUUACUUCGAAAGUCACAAAUACCUAGAAGACCCGGUAACCCUAAAGUUGAUGAUGUUUUAGUUGAAAAAUGUAAGAAACAUCGGGGCAGGAUUGUAGACAUGUACUGCGAGAAAUGUGAUAGAGUUGGAUGUACCACCUGUAUGGCAGAAAAGCAUGAAUUCUGUCACACAGUCUACAUACCAGACUACAAUAAAGAAGAUGAUUCGGAUCACUUUUCAAUGUAUCAUAAAACUAUGGAGGUCGAAAAAGAAAUAGAAAAAGUUUCAGACUACAAGCAGACAGCUGAAUUACAUUCACAAAAUGCACACAAACAGGUCAAAAUGUAUCGCAAAGAAAUAAAUGACACCCUUGACAGGAUAGAAAGUAACACACACAUGAAGAUUGACGAAAAAACUAAUCAAGCCUUAGAAACACUGGAAUCUUAUUCCAAGAAACUACAACUGAUGGAAACUAAACUGAAACAAUUAAACACCCACACUGGCAACAAAAUCAACAAGCAAUUUGUCCAUAAGAAACUUGCUUUGGAAUCAUAUGCUGAGUAUGAACUUGUUAAAGAAGAAAUGUCAAAAGAACUUAGCAACAUAACUGAAUUUUGCUUCAAACCAAAUGAUAAAAUUGAAACAAACUUGAAGAGUAUAACAACUUUUGGAAACAUCUGUGAAAUGCCUCCAAAACAAGACAAAAGGUUUUUUUUGAAAUACAUUCAUUCCUUAUCUGCACAGUGUUUUAUAAAGUAUUUUCCAAAUUUUUCUGCAAAAGCAAUCACUUACAUACCAAUGUGUAUUGUUUUGACAAAUGGAAAACUGUUACUUCAAGCAGAAGUUCAAUUUAUUGCUGGAUCUUUAUUGUUUCUUUGUGAUGUGGAAAAAGAGACAAAAGAAACAGAACAAGAUUCUGCAGAGUUCAAGAUAAUCUGUGUGAAAGAUUUACACAACUACUUCCAUGACAUGACCCAAGUGAGUAGCACCAAAGUUGCCAUAACAUUAUAUGAUCAGAAAAAAAUUCAGUACCUACAUGUACACCCAACUGAAAUGAAGCUGGGUACGAGCAUACAUGUCAAUGGUGAAUGCUGUGGUAUUGGGUGCUUAGAGAACAAACUAGUUGUGUCUUUUACAGAACCAAAGAAAGUUGAAAUCAUGGACCUUCAGGGCCAGGUUUUAAAAACAGUUUCGUAUGACAUGUCAAAGUUUCCUCAAGGUUUUCAAUUUGAAUACCCACACUAUGUAGCAAGUGAUCCAUGGAGAAAACGGGCUUAUGUUAUAGACAAAUAUAAAAAUUGCAUACUAGUUGUAAAUGUUCAAGGUGAUAUCACAGAAGUGAUCUGGAACAAUCAAGAUUUCUAUAAAACCCAGAUGAUUUACCCUAUAGCAGCUGCAGUCGGGGAAGCAGGAGAGGUUUAUGUCGCAGUUGACAAUCCAUACAGCAUACAGAAAAUCUCUCCAAAUUUUCUUGAAAGGGAUUAUUUGGCAGUUAAAGGAACAACAUGGGAGAUAUGUUCAAUAGCAUAUCAUGACAGUAAAUUAUAUUAUGGCAACAGAAGAGGUUCUUUUUAUGUUGCUGAAAUUUCUAAUGACUAGAAUACCUAGACAAUGUCGUCAUACUUCAGAACAGUUUACAGAUGUUGAUCAGUUUGAUUCUCAUGGACAAAAAAGUAUGAAAACAACAGAACAAAAGUAUCUGAUAUAUACGAGUUUAUAUUAACCCUUACCCUGCUAAAUUUCUAAAAUGGACUGGUCCAUCAUUCAAUUUGGGCAAUACCAUUUAUUAUUUGAAGGGGUGUUCACUGAAAAUUUACUGACUGAACAGCGAACAGUGCAGACCAUGAUCAGACUGCACGGAUGUGCAGGCUGAUCUUGGUCUGCACUGGUCGCAAAGGCAGAAUCAUUUGCCGACAGCAGGCUAAAGGUUAAAUUGUUCAAGUGGUUGCUUUUUCUUUAUGAAAAAGCUCCAAAAACCUGUCAUUAUAAAUUGAUAUAAUUAUGCCGCCAGUGUAUCUGUGAAACUGAAAAAGUCUAUUGGCACCUACUUAUAUUCUAGAGAAUCAGUAAACAUUUGCCAUCAGAUUAAUCAGAAUAUUCUGAUAUUAGACUGAUAAGCCAACAGAUGCAAUUAAUCAGAAAUAUCUGAUAAUUGAGCCGCGCCAUGAGAAAACCAACAUAGUCGCUUGGUUUCUCUAAUGGUUUCUCUAAUUGCAAUAGGCUUUAAAAGCGAACAGCAUGGAUCCUGACCAGACUGCACAGAUGCGCAGGCUGGUCUGGAUCCAUGCUGGUCACAAAGCCAGUAUGGUUGGUUUUCUCAGGGCGCGGCUCAAUUGGUUAUCUAAGUCACAAUUCUAACAAGGCAGUCUGAAAGACAGCUAAAUCCCCCGCCACUGUUAUGGAUAGUGAAAGGGUAAACCUUUGACCUUAAGCUGUGACCUUGAUCUUAAACUGAUAUGGCUGACUCAUGAAUUCUGCACAACGUCUUGAUGAGGUGAUCAUUUGACCCAAGUUUCAUGAAAUUCCUUCAAGGGGUUUAGGAGAUACAGAGCUCAAACCUUUGACCUUGAGUUGUGACCCUGACCUAGAGUUGACAUGGUCGACUCAUGAGCUCUUGAUGAGAUGAUCAUUUGACCCAAGUUUGAUGAAAAUCCUUCAAGGGGUUCAGGAGAUACAGAGUGGAAACAAAAUGGAAGGCUCAAACCUUUGACCCUAAGCUGUGACCUUGACCUUGAGCCAGCAUGGCUGACUCAUAAGUUCUGCACAUAAAUUUGAUAAGGUGAUCAUUUAACCCAAGUUUUAUAAAAUUCCUUGAAGGGGUUUUAGGAGAUACAGAGCAGACACGAAAUGGAAGACUAAAACAUUUGACCUUGAGUUGUGACCUUGACCUUGAGCC